UUAAACAGCAAGUAUUUACCAAAACAUGAUUGGAAUAUGAAACGUUACUAUACAUCUAAAGCAAAAUCUCUUGAAGCUGCCAUACAAAAUGUUGGUCUUUUAGCAGACAAUACGUGGCUUUUUGACGAUUUCUACAAUGAUGAGUUUAAGCAAAAAAAUUUGGAGCUUUGGAUCGACUUUAAAGAAGCAGAAGACUUGGUCAAAAACAAUCAAAACACUUUGCCAUCGCUGUCUAGUCUAGCUGAUGACAAAAAGCCCAACUGUACUUCAUGUGAUGGGAAACAAGAUUAUUCUCACCAGAUAAAUAAUGGAAUAAACAGUAAUGCAGAUGAGAGUUUGGCAUAUACCUGCCAGCAUUUCUCUGAGAAUGUUGAUCGUAUUUAUGAAAGUUUGACCCUUCUAGUUCCAGAAAGAUCACAUUCAAAAAUGAAAUUCGCUCAGCCUACGCCUUCUGCUCUCCCUCCUUGUCUAUCGAAGCAAGAGACAGAAUGCAAUCAUUGUGCUUCUUCAAAGAAAUGGCUUAGCGUCUUGCCCUGGCCUUCUUUGCUAAUUAAGAAUUUUCCUUCUCUCCCUGAAGUGAUUCCCGAUGAAAAAUCGCUCUACACUGAAGUAAAACCAAGGAGAAGAGACGAAUCAGAUUUGAAAAGAUAUCCUCCUCCUCACUACACAAUAAAAACUAGUGACGAAUUCAAACUUCACAUGGCAGUCACAUCAAGCAGAGUCAAAGCAAUAUGGGAUGACACUCCUUCUACUGGAAAAACAUUGGCUGAUAUAUUCAAAUUAUCACAUUCACCUGGGACUUCAGUAGAGCUGGACUGUGAGAUUCCAGAGUUCUAUCCCAGAAGCUGGCAAGUAUUACCUAAUUCAAGCAAACCUUUCCCUUGCAAUGAACAAGAGAGGGCUUGUCCUCAGGAAGCGGAGUAUUUAGAGGGAUGCAGAUCCCAAGCAAUGUCUCAACCAGAAGGCCUGUCAAUGGAAACCAAAUAUGAUUAUUCGUUUGGCAUUUUUGAUCAACAGAGUAUCGAGCCAAAUAACUUUAUGAAGAUGGUGGAGUAUUCAGGCUGGCCAGUAAUAGAUAAUGGAACUCUUGAUGAGAUGAAUGCAUCCGUAGCCAGACUCUACCCAGAACGUGAGCAAUUGUUCUAUGAAAUGAUGUCGGUAGUUGACACUGUCUACAACUUUUUUGAAGACGGAUUUGUCUCCCAAAACAGUAUGAAUAACAACACAUUGGCAUGCUAUCCUACUGCAACUCACUCGGAUCAGGUGUCAAGAGAUGAAGAGAAUGCAUUUGCCAAACUUGAAAAAGAAGCUUUAGAACAGUACCAAGACUCAGACCAUCAACUGAUGACGGUUCAACAGUCUGACGAUAGCAUAGCAAGAAAGUUCCAGGAUUUAGAGCAGGAAGCAAUGGAACAAUAUAAUACGAGUGAGACACUACACGAAGAAGCAGAAGAAGAGGAAGAGGAAGAGAGACGGGAGGAGGAAGAAACCUGAAAAGGAUUUGAAAACUCAAUAGUUGCAGGUGUGAGUCAAAGAAAUUAUAAGAAUGGAUUAAGCUGAAGAAAGUCAUCAAUCAUCAAUCUAAUCUACAAGAUUAUGGAGGUCUCAUAAGAAAAUUGCAAGCUGAAAAUAAAUUAGAGCCUGAGGUCAGAGACGUCUGUUGGAAAGAAAAUAUAUAUUAGUGUAUGAGGCUAACCGAAUUGAUAAUAUUAUUCAAUUAUGAUAAAAAAUAUUUGUAUUAAUCUAAUGAAGGUGAA
Messenger RNA from Nilaparvata lugens (brown planthopper), 1757 nucleotides. RefSeq lists its product as uncharacterized. The record is from RefSeq and is a predicted model, not a curated record. The transcript is spliced from 10 exons. NCBI's taxonomy places the organism in Eukaryota, Metazoa, Arthropoda, Insecta, Hemiptera, Delphacidae. Bases 37 to 1494 code for a protein of 485 amino acids.